CAGGUCAUAGAGCCUGUAGAUUUUGUAAUGUAACCUUCCCUCUUUUGGUUGGCCUUGUCACCAAUAGUAUCUUAAUGUCUUAACAGACAUUAUUAGGGACAUAUGCUGUCUGGAAAACUUUGAGCAGAGCAAGUUUUAUUCCUACCACCAUCCAUGAGUCCUUCCUUUUCCCUGAAUAAGGUAAAUGCCUCCCGAGCAGUGGCCACUGUACCUGUUACACUGCAGUGUAAUGUAGACAAUCAGUGGUUGGUGAAAAAAGAGGCACAGCUCUAUUCUGCAGUAACCCAAUCUGAAUCCUCCUCCUUUACCGACCAGAAGGCAGCUCAUGCUCCAGCAGCUCAAUCGUCUGCAUCAGCACUUUUCUCUGUGUCUGUGUGUUUGCUGUAUGUCCUGUAGAAGGUUUGCUGUGCAUGCGCAUUCCAUGUGUCCUAGCAAAAGGCUAAAUAAUUGAUGAGCUUGAGAAGAAGUAAAAGUGCAGCCGGACAGGAGGACGGUGUGUGUGGGAGUGUGUAGAGAUGGAAGAGAGGAAUACGUCGAAGCAGCAGCCUGGCUACGACGGGCUCUGCAACUACGCCCAGAAAAUCACCUCCUGCUUCGGUUUAGAUGUGGCUCAUGCACAGGACACACACCACCACUCCGCAGAGAAGCCCCUGAUUCAGUGCUACAAGUGUGGGGAGCCAUGUAAGGGCGAGGUUCUGCGAGUUCAGAACAAGCACUUCCACCUCAAGUGCUUCACCUGUAAAGUGUGCGGCUGUGACCUGGCCCAGGGCGGCUUCUUCAUGAAGAAUGGAGAAUAUCUGUGCACACUGGAUUACCAACGUAUGCACGGCACACGUUGCAAUGGCUGUGGGGACUUCGUGGAAGGAGAGGUGGUCACUGCUCUGGGGAAGACCUAUCAUCCUGCCUGCUUUGUCUGCACCAUCUGCAAACGACCAUUCCCUGCUGGUGACAGAGUGACCUUUAACGGAAAGGACUGUCUGUGUCAGUACUGUGUGGAGCCUAUGUCUCCAGGACCUAAGGACAUCCUGGCCUCCAGCAACUGUGCAGGUUGUGGUCGGGACAUCAAGAAUGGACAGGCUCUGCUAGCACUGGACCGGCAGUGGCAUCUGGGCUGCUUCAAAUGUAAAGCCUGCAGCAAAGUACUUACUGGGGAAUACAUCAGCAAGGACGGUGCCCCCUACUGUGAGAAGGACUACCAGAUCCAUUUUGGAGUUCAGUGUGAAGCAUGUCAUCAAUUUAUUACAGGGAAAGUGCUUGAGGCAGGAGAUAAGCACUAUCACCCCAGCUGUGCAAGAUGCAGCAGGUGCAAUCAGAUGUUCACGGAAGGAGAGGAGAUGUAUCUGCAAGGAUCAACAGUUUGGCAUCCUGGCUGCAAGAACACUAUGAGAUCAGAAGAGAGACACAGGGAACGGCCUUCGCGGUCGUCGUCAGAGAGUAUUUGUUCCAGACCUGGUUCAAGCAUUCCUGGAUCACCAGGUCACACAAUCUAUGCAAAAGUAGACAAUGAGAUCCUUGAUUACAGAGACCUAGCUGCUAUUCCAAAAGUCAAAGCCAUUUAUGACAUUGAGCGCCCUGACCUUAUUACCUAUGAACCUAUGUACUCCACCUCCCUGGACGAUGAGGAGAGACAAGAGAGUGUUGGAGAGCUCCACACUGCCAGAAGGGAGCGCUCUCCUCUGCCUGAUGACAGGACCUCAAGAAAUCUGUCACCAACUCCACCCUCAGAGGGCUCUUACGACAGGAGGGAGCGUAUCCUCCAGAGGUCGACCAGUCAGGGCUCUAUAGGUUCACCUGUUUAUAAUCGCCAUUCUUACACUCCAACCUUGUCACGGUCACCGCAACAUUUUCACAGGCCGGAGGCUCUGACAGGCAUGCAGAAGCUCUGCUCCUCCCUGUGCAGUAACAGUGUGGGCUCCAGAAAUAAUGAUUCCCGCCCUACCUCCCCUUUCAGACACCACUUCCUCCCCCAUAGCCAAGGCACUGACCCACCAAGCGGCCGGGGCUCCCCUCUCCCGCUCAGGCCUGACAGCCGGCCGAUCACACCGCCUAUCUCUCUGACCCCUAAACAUUUCCACCUCCCAGACCAGGGGAGCAACAUCUACAGAAAACCACCCAUCUACAAACAACAUGAUUCAGUUCCCAUGAUUACCAACCUAGAUACAGCUGCUGUAGCUCACCAAAGCAAAUCGGCUGAUGAGAUCAUCAGAUCGGCCACCUUCCCUGCAGCCCAUGCUCCUUCCCCAGACGACAGCCCGCGGAGUGAGGGCGAUCAUUGGCCCUACUCUCUGACUGUAUUAGCACCUGCAGGCUCAGAAGGACGGAGACGAUCCAGAGAGGAAGAGGAAGAAGAGGCCUUGAAAAAAAAGCAUCUUCAGGAAGAACAUCUUGCCAAGAUUCAGUCUGGUUUAGGAAAACUCAUUCUUAAGGAGGAGAAGGAAAAGGAACAGAUCAGAGAACGUCACGCACGCAGUCUCUCCGCUCAGCGUUAUGACUCCAAACAGACCAACUGUGACGCAGACCCAACUUCACCAACAAAGACCAACUCUUUGCCCAGCUACAGAAGGAAUGGUCUUCAUCGGCCUCAGUCGACAGAUUUCACCCAGUACAACAGCUAUAGUGACAUGUAUGGCAGAGGCAAAGAGUUUCAGCACAUUAAGGAUGGCCGCGCAGCACUUACAAGGAUGGACAGGGGAGUAUCUAUGCCAAAUAUGUUGGAACCAAAAGUGUAUCCCUAUGAAAUGCUCAUGAUAACCAGUAGAGGGAGAACUAAACUGCCCAGGGAUGUGGACAGAACCAGACUUGAGCGCCACUUAGCACCUGAAACGUUCUAUGACAUCUUUGGAAUGGAGAUCCAGGAGUUUGACAGGCUUCCCCUGUGGAAACGCAACGACAUGAAAAAGAAGGCCAAGCUCUUCUAGCAGUCAGAGCAGCAUGCCUAUACUGUACAUUUAUUCAGAUAGCACACGGCAACUGUUAUCUAGAUGUAGAUUUUGGUUUAUCUUGCUUUUUCUUAUGUUUUCUUUUCUUUUUCUUUUUUUUUGGUUUUCUCCUUUUAAAAAAAGCCAUGAAACGGACUUUUCUCUGACACUUUGUGUGACUGUGAGCUGAGUAGUUUGUUUGUCCAGUUGGACUUGCACAGGAAACACAGACUGGAAAUCUCUUUCAUGAUCCAAAAUGACAAGAAUCAGAACGAUUGAGUACUAGAGACAUGUUACACGGAUUGACUGCUGUUGUUUUGAUUCCGGCUUUGCUUUGAGUGGAACUGCUUUCCUUUCCUGCUUGUUUUUAUUCCUACUCUAUGUUGAUGUUGACUCCUGUGGAACUUUGUAAGUACAGUGGAACCUCAUGGCGCCAUUACAAAAUGUCCAUGCUCAUAGCUUGAAUGUGUGCUAGCUUUGCUUGGGCUAAAAUUGGUUUAGUCCAAAGUUUUGCAAGAAUCGGCUCAGUGAGUCUUUAAAUGGAUUUUAAAAAGAAUUCUGGGUAAGCCAUCUGCUGACCCACUAACUGUUUUUUGUCCAAAACAAAUCCAGUCGCCUAGACAUCACUAUUCCCUUGACCUUAGCUACUUUACUCUUCAAUCAAAAUAAACUUAAUUUAUUCUCAGCCUCUUAUCAGCAACCAGGCAGAGACUUUCCAUUUUCAUGUAUUCGGAAUUCCUUUAUUAUGAUAUUUUAUUUCCGUACCCCACCUACUGCUAACCACAAAUAGAGAGAAAAAAACACACAUAUAAGAAGAAACUGUAUUUGAAAGUACUGUUUUAUAAGUGAAAACCCCUCACUGCCAUUUGUUGUAUUUAAAUCUAUGCCAAUAAAGCUUUAAAUCACCUCAAAAA
Cynoglossus semilaevis (tongue sole) is the source of this 3832-nucleotide messenger RNA. RefSeq names its product actin binding LIM protein 1a (gene ablim1a). NCBI's taxonomy places the organism in Eukaryota, Metazoa, Chordata, Actinopteri, Pleuronectiformes, Cynoglossidae. Gene Ontology annotation, molecular function: actin filament binding. Gene Ontology annotation, cellular component: actin cytoskeleton; stress fiber. The transcript is spliced from 25 exons. The record is from RefSeq and is a predicted model, not a curated record. Bases 516 to 2918 code for a protein of 800 amino acids. Gene Ontology annotation, biological process: cilium assembly; cytoskeleton organization; lamellipodium assembly.